This is a messenger RNA of Linum trigynum, 381 nucleotides long. The record is from the annotation of a GenBank genome assembly. Lineage: Eukaryota; Viridiplantae; Streptophyta; Magnoliopsida; Malpighiales; Linaceae.
AUGUCGACAUUCCUUCUACGUCAUUCAUCUCUAUAUGAUGAUGCUCGUGGAGGUCAUGCUUUUCCAUCUCCACCAUCCUUCCUCUCUCAUUACGCCGCCAAGGAAAAGUCCCUCUACAAGAUUCAUCACCAUGAUCACGAGCAGGGGUCGAGUUUGUAUGGGUAUGCCCUACUCGGAUUCUUGGAGACCGCGCCACCUUCAAGCCACGUGGGCUCUGUCAACGUUUCAUAUCACCAGCCCCUGGAGAAGUGCCAGCCACAACGCUAUGUUGACGGGGACGAGUAUGAGAAAGGCGGGCAUGCACAUGAACCUCCCCACCAUGAUCCAAUUGGUUCCCAACACCAGUUUUGCUAUUCCAUGUCUCACAAAAGUCUUUGUUGA